ACUCAUCAUAUCACAGUGCACGAAUAAAACAACCCUUUUGUACUUUCUUUCAAGUCUUCCUUCCAAUACUCAUUCCAUUGCACUGUUCAUUUCCAUCUUCUGUUCCCUCUCUGAUGUGAGAAGCCAAAGUGCAAGAGAAGAAAAGGGUGGAUGUUAGUGUUGUGAGUGAUGAGAGUGUAAGGCACACACAGCACAUGGAAGAAGCAGAGAAGGAGUUAGAGAGAAGGACCAAGUUUCUGAGCAGUUUGAUACAGAAUAAGAAGAAAGCCAUAGAACCUGAUAAUGAUGAUGAUGAUGGUGAGAGAUUCAAGGUUCAUGUCAGAGCUUGUGAUAUGCCACUCCCUUUGCAGAACCGUGCCUUCCAUUGUGCACGUGUCCACCUGGAGUCUGUGCCACCUGGCAACAAGCUUGACAGUAAACGCCUCGCACUUGCCCUUAAGAAGGAAUUUGAUUCUUCAUAUGGUCCAGCUUGGCACUGCAUUGUGGGUACUAGCUUUGGUUCGUAUGUUACACAUUCUGUUGGUGGCUUUUUGUACUUUUCCAUUGAUAAGGUUUAUAUCCUUCUCUUCAAGACUGCUGUUGAACCAUUGGACCAUUGAUGACUUCCACAACUAUGAGCCUGCCUCCUUGGGAAAAUAUAUUUUAAAAUUUAGAACCAGCUGAUGUGUAAAAUUACAAAGUGAAACAUUUAAAUACCUGUAUUCUGUGAUGUAUUUGAUGCACUUCUUUUUGGAUUUAUCGUCUGUGGGAGAGCAUUUUGAAUGCAGAAUUUCUUGUGGCAAGUCACAAGAUUUCAUAUUGUUCAGUUCACAGUAACAUUUUAUAGAAUUAUCCAUCUGAUGAAAAAUGUUUGUAGAU
Messenger RNA from Cajanus cajan (pigeon pea), 858 nucleotides. RefSeq lists its product as uncharacterized. NCBI's taxonomy places the organism in Eukaryota, Viridiplantae, Streptophyta, Magnoliopsida, Fabales, Fabaceae. Gene Ontology annotation, molecular function: dynein intermediate chain binding. Gene Ontology annotation, cellular component: cytoplasmic dynein complex. The record is from RefSeq and is a predicted model, not a curated record. Gene Ontology annotation, biological process: microtubule-based process.